Messenger RNA from Eruca vesicaria subsp. sativa (arugula), 4413 nucleotides. The record is from the annotation of a GenBank genome assembly. Lineage: Eukaryota; Viridiplantae; Streptophyta; Magnoliopsida; Brassicales; Brassicaceae.
AUGGGGUUUUCUUCUCUGAUUGUAUCAAUUCAUAGGAAGCAUAUUGCACUUGUGUUCAUAUGUUUAGUAUUAAUCUUGAAGAUAGCCUUGGUUUCUUCUGCCGAUCAGGAAAGCCAGAUUUACACGGUGCAUUUGGGUGAGAGACAACAUGAUCAUCCUAAACUUGUUACGGAUUCACAUCAUGCUAUUCUCAGUUCGCUUCUUGGAAGCAAAAGAGCUUCCCGUGAGUCUAUGAUUUAUAGUUACAGACAUGGCUUCUCAGGCUUUUCAGCGAAGCUCACACCAUCUCAAGCAAGGGAACUGUCAGAGCAUCCGGAUGUUGUUCACGUAACGAGAAGCACAAGUAUGAAGCUGGCAACAACAAGGGUGAAUGAUUACUUGGGACUCUCUCCAUCCACUCCAACUGGUCUCCUCCAUGAAACUGAUAUGGGAAGUGAAGCAAUCAUAGGAAUCCUGGACACAGGAAUAUGGCCAGAUUCAAAGUCAUUUAAUGACAUGGGUCUUGGACCAAUCCCGGCGCGUUGGAAGGGGCGAUGUGUUUCAGGAGAUGGGUUCAACGCAUCAUCAAGCUGCAACAGAAAGUUGAUCGGUGCUCGUUACUACGCAAAGGGUCUCCUCAAAAAGUACAAUGGGACUUUCAACGUGGCGGAGAAAGACGAGGUCAUGUCGCCCUUGGAAAAAAUCGGUCACGGAACCCAUUCUGCAUCAAUUGCCGCGGGUUCUUUUGUCCAGGACGCAAGCUUCUUCGGUCUAGCUUCGGGAACUGCUAGAGGCAGUGCCCCGCGAGCCCGCAUAGCUUCUUACAAAGUUUGUUGGAACAAGGAAGGGUGCUUUACAGCAGAUACUUUAAAGGCCAUAGAUCAUGCCAUUCGCGAUGGCGUUGAUGUUCUAUCGAUCUCGGUUGAAGGAGGAAUACCUCCUGAUUUCGAGGUUGACAGAUAUGAUUUUGCUAUUGGUGCUUUCCACGCCGUUAUGAAGGGAAUUCCCGUGGUAUGUGCUGGUGGGAACGAUGGUCCCCAUGCACAAACCAUCUCGAACAUUGCUCCCUGGAUUAUAACUGUCGCGGCUACAACCAUGGACCGAGAGUUCUUCACGCCCAUCACUCUUGGAAACAAUGUAACCGUAAUGGUACAAGUUCUAUACAUGGGAAAAGAAGUCGGAUUCACUGGUAUUCUUUACAUCGGCGACUUGACAGAAAAGGAUUUUCAAGCCGGUAAAGCUAAGGGAAAAAUCUUGUUUGCCUUUACAAACGAAUUACCAGAUGAGACUGAAGCUUUUGGAAAAGCUAAUGGCAUUGUUGGCUUCAUUAUUGCGAUACAACCAUUCGACGAGUACGUAGAAGUGGGCACCACGGAUAUCCCUCGGGCCUACGUAGACCAUGAAAUUGGGAUGGACAUUAUGUUGUAUCUCCAAACAAAUAAAUUUCCAAAAGCAAAGAUCAGCCCUACCAAGACAUUCGUUGGUCGACCCUUCUCGACCAAGGUCGCAAGCUUUUCGUCUAGAGGUCCCAAUUCAAUAUCUCCUGCUAUUCUCAAGCCUGAUAUAGCAGCACCAGGUGUAGGUAUACUUGCAGCCGUACGAUCAGGAGAAGGAUACGGAUUCGAGUCGGGGACAUCUGCGGCUACACCUAUUGUUUCAGGAAUAGUCGCACUUAUUAAACAAAAACGCCCGGACUGGUCUCCUGCUGCAAUCCGAUCCGCUCUCGUCACAACAGCACUUCAAACGGACCCAUUCGGAGAGCCUAUUUCAGCGGAGGGUGCCCCACGCAAACUUGCUGACCCGUUUGACUACGGAGGCGGCCUGGUGAACCCGGGGAAAGUAGCAGACCCCGGACUUGUCUACGACAUGGGCUAUGAUGAUUAUGCUCACUACUUGUGCUCCGCAGGCUACGAAAAUAAAUCCAUCUCAAAAUUACUUGGAAAAAGAUACACUUGCCCUUCUCCAACUCCAUCCAUGCUUGAUGUCAACUUGCCUUCCAUCACAAUUCCAUACCUCAAUGAAGAGAUCAUUAUUACUAGAACUGUGACCAAUGUUGGGCCUGUUGGUUCGGUUUACAAAGCUGUGAUCGAACCGCCACUUGGUAUUAAACUUCAGGUGAGUCCUCAGACUCUAAAAUUUGGUCCCAACACCAAGAAGAUUACAUUUACUGUGAAAGUCUCCACAACUCAUAGAUGGAAUACUGAUUAUCUCUUUGGGAGCUUGACCUGGACUGACAAUGGAGCUCAAAAUGUUAGAAUACCUCUUUCUAUUUACACGGUGCAUUUGGGUGAGAGGCAACAUGAUGAUCCUAAACUUGUUACGGAUUCGCAUUAUGAUAUUCUCAGAUCGCUUCUUGGAAGCAAAAAAGCUUCCCGUGAGUCCAUGAUUUAUAGUUACAGACAUGGCUUCUCAGGCUUUUCAGCGAAGCUCACACCAUCUCAAGCAAGGGAACUGUCAGAACAUCCGGAUGUUGUUCAUGUAACGAGAAGCAAAAGUAUGAAGCUGACAACAACAAGGGUGAAUGAUUACUUGGGACUCUCUCCAACCACUCCAACUGGUCUCCUCCAUGAAACUGAUAUGGGAAGUGAAGCAAUCAUAGGAAUCCUGGACACAGGAAUAUGGCCAGAUUCAAAGUCAUUUAAUGACAUGGGUCUUGGACCAAUCCCGGCGCGUUGGAAGGGACGAUGUGUUUCAGGAGAUGGGUUCAACGCAUCAUCAAGCUGCAAUAGGAAGUUAAUCGGAGCUCGUUACUACGCAAAGGGUCUCCUUAAAAAGUACAAUGGGACUUUCAACCCGGCGGAGAAAGACGAGGUCAUGUCGCCCUUGGACAAAAUCGGUCACGGAAGCCAUUGUGCAUCGAUUGCCGCGGGUUCUUUUGUCCAGGACGCAAGCUUCUUCGGUCUAGCUUUGGGAACUGCUAGAGGCAGUGCCCCGCGAGCCCGCAUAGCUUCUUACAAAGUUUGUUGGAGCAAGGAAGAAUGCUUUACACCAGAUAUUUUAAAAGCCAUAGAUCACUCCAUUCGUGAUGGCGUUGAUGUUCUAUCGCUCUCACUCGGAGACGAAAUACCUCUUGAUUUCGAGGUUGAUAGAGAUGAUUUUGCUAUUGGUGCUUUCCACGCCGUUAUGAAGGGAAUUCCCGUGGUGUGCGCUGGUGGGAACGAGGGUCCCUACGCACAAACCAUCUCGAACGUUGCUCCGUGGAUCAUAAAUGUUGCAGCUACGACCAUGGACCGAGAGUUCUUCACGCCCAUCACUCUUGGAAACAAUGUAACUGUACUGGGUCGAGAUGUUCUAUACACGAGAAAAGAAGUCGGAUUCACUGGUAUUGUUUACUUCGGCGACUUGACCGACAAUGAAUUUCAAGCCGGUAAAGCUAAGGGAAAAAUCUUGUUUGCCUUUAGAAAUAAAUUGCCAGAUGAUAUUGAAGCUUUUGCAAAAGCUAAUGGCAUUGUUGGCUUGAUUAUUGCGACGCAACCAUUCGACAACUACGUAAAACUGGGCACCACAAAUACCUCUCGUGCGUACGUAGACUACGAAAUUGGGAUGGACAUAAUGUUGUAUCUCCAAACAAAUAAAUUUCCAAAAGCAAAGAUCAGCCCUACCAAGACAUUCGUUGGUCGACCCUUCUCGACCAAGGUCGCAAGAUUUUCGUCUAGAGGUCCCAAUUCAAUAUCUCCUGCUAUUCUCAAGCCUGAUAUAGCAGCACCAGGUGUAGGUAUACUUGCAUCCGUACGAUCAGGAGAAGGAUACGGAUUCAUGACGGGGACAUCGAUGUCCACACCUAUUGUCUCAGGAAUAGUCGCACUUCUUAGACAAAAACGCCCGGACUGGUCUCCUGCUGCAAUCCGAUCCGCUCUGGUUACAACCGCAUUUCAAACGGACCCAUUCGGAGAGCCUAUUGUAGCGGAGGGUUCCCCUCGGAAACUUGCUGACCCGUUUGACUAUGGAGGAGGCCUGGUGAACCCGGGGAAAGUAGCAGACCCGGGACUUGUCUACGACAUGGGCUAUGAUGAUUAUGCUCACUACUUGUGCUCCGCAGGCUACGAAAAUAAAUCCAUCUCAAAAUUACUUGGAAAAAGAUACACUUGCCCUUCUCCAACUCCAUCCAUGCUUGAUGUCAACUUGCCUUCCAUCACAAUUCCAUAUCUGAAUGAAGAGAUCAUUAUUACUCGAACAGUGACCAAUGUCGGACCGGUUGAUGCGGUUUACAAAGCUGUGAUCGAACCGCCACUUGGUAUUAAACUUCAGGUGAGUCCUGAGACUCUAGAGUUUGGUCCCAACACCAAGAAUAUUACAUUUACUGUGAAAGUCUCCACGACUCAUCGGUGGAAUACUGAUUAUCUCUUUGGGAGCUUGACUUGGACUGACAAUGGAGCUCAUUAUGUUAGAAUACCUCUUUCUGUGAGGACAAGACUUUUGAAUUUCAAGAUAUAA